Messenger RNA from Cuscuta epithymum, 1431 nucleotides. Lineage: Eukaryota; Viridiplantae; Streptophyta; Magnoliopsida; Solanales; Convolvulaceae. The record is from the annotation of a GenBank genome assembly.
AAGCACCCCAUUUUGAGAGGAAAAACUCUGCAAGUAUUCAUCUUCCAUAGCUGGAUACGAGCUCAGGGAAGGAAGGUCCAAAAGAGGAAGAUUAAAGAGAGAAAAAGUUGGGAAAAGUGUGAAUAAUUAAGGCACUUGUAAAGGGUAUUUCAAGUGAUUUCACAAAGUUGGAAAAGUCGCCGGAAUUGUCGCCGGAGUUGACCAAAAGUCGCCGGAGUUUCACCGGAGUUCAACCAAGAAGGGUAGAACUUCAUACGCUAGUUCAAGGUUGAAGCUAGGGCUUGCUACCUGCACCUUUCUACGGGUGACAUCAAAUCAAGGAAGACGUGGUUCGUGCUUCCUCAUUUUAUUUCAAAUUACCAAACAUUGCUCAUGGAUAUUUUUAUUUGUUAUAAACUACUUUUGGGGCUUGCAUGCCCAUGUUGUUGGCCGGUUGUGGCUUAUGACUUACCGUUGAAUAUUUCCGCUAUUCAUUGGUUUAAGUGUGAUGUUGUUAUGUAUGUUUACUACUGAGUAUGGAUGGUUUAUAUUCUCGAACGCCUUGUGUAAUUAAGUGAGGUUGACUCGCGGGUGACGUCACUUGAUUAUACGGCGGUUGUACACGCGCUUGGAUUGCGGUCUGGGGCGUGACAGAUACACUCCAUCUGGGUAGAGUAUGUCAAAAGAAGAAAAAAGCAGAAGGCAAAAAAGACAGAAGAAGAUGAUUUCUUGCCUCCAAUGAGAGAAAUCCAUGGACCAUUCCCAGAAGAUCCAACAGAUACGGUGGAUGAAGAAAAAUUGCAAGAAAUGGAAGAUUUCUUGCAAGUUGGGCUUCUAAAGGUUAUGAACACUAAAGAGAUAAGAUACAAGAUUGGUGAUGAAAACAUGAAUGCAUGCCCAUUGGUGCUGGACACCUUCAAAAUUGAAGCUAAAACUUGGUUGUAUGACCUUUGGACAAACCAUACAUGGUUAAUUGAUUUGCAUAUAGAUGUGGGGAUGUACUAUUUAGCGAUGAAGCGUGCACAUUACAAGCUGCCACAGAGAUACACCACUGCAAGGUCUUUUUCAUUGAGAUACUCAAGAGGGAGUAUGAAUUGAUGUUAAAUGGACAAAGCAGUGUUAAAAAAUCUGGAGAAAGGAACACAUUAUAUCAUACCAUUUGGGGAAUAUAGAUUCUUUCUUUUUACACUGGGGAGAAACAGAUUUUGUAUAUAUUCCUCUAAACACCAAUAAACAUCGGAUUUUACUGGUGCUUGAGGUGAAACAAAGGAACGUCAAAGUAUACAAUUCAAGCAAGAGGAGAGGUGAUCCACUGAGAGAUAUUGCUUCCUACAGAGCAACUAUUGAGAAGUUUCUGCCACAAGUGAUGGACUACCACGAAGUUUACGAAACAAUGGAACCUGAACCUAUGCAACAUAGGAAACUUGUUAUCGAAGCAGUAAAAGAUUGCCC